GGCGUUAGGAGGUGUUGGUUUUUAGCGGAUUUCGGGAAGAUUGUAUUUAUUUUUUGUUUACAUUUGUGAAAUUAAAAUGAGUAACGCAAGACAUAAUGUAUUUAUAUUCAAUUAUAUUAAAAAUAAUCAAAACGAUAUAAAUUAUCUUACAAGAACGUUUACAAAGUACAAUUGUUUUGUUAAGGAGCAUAAAAAUUUAACAUAUGCAGAAUUCAAAGCCGCCGCUGAUGAGAUUGCAACGGCAAAUUUUACUCUAUUUAAGUACAUUGUCAUCAUUGUGUUGGAUAAUCAAAACCCUUACAAACAUCUCAUCAAAACGUCAGAUAAUAAAACAGUCUAUAUAAAUCAACAGCUAUUAACGCAUAUACAACAAAAUAAAACGCUACUAAGAAAACAACGUCUGUUUCUGAUACAAACAAAUCAAAACGUUAUCGAGAAGUACAAACAUUAUAUACCAUCAGAGAAUGAAAGUACUUCAAAAAUUCUCUAUGUAGGCCAAACCAUUACUUUAUUCGCACUCGAACCAGAAGAACGCCUUACUAACUAUUGGAAAACACCAAAUGCGCCUGUUAGUCCAUUCAUAAAGGCUUUCUGUGACAACUUUGAUAAAUAUGCUGACAACCUAAGAAUCAACAAAAUCUAUGACAGAAUCCAUCACGACAUGAGUAACACUGAGCAUACUCCCAUUUUUGAUUCAAACCUCAAUUCAAAUGACGAUGGUAUUUACGGUUAUGCUCUUGAAGACCACAUAAAACGUGACUUCUUCUACAAUAACUAAACUAUAUACAGUAUUUUAAAUAUAUUUUUGUUUUUAAAAAAUAAAUUUGAACUCACAGAA
Messenger RNA from Teleopsis dalmanni, 838 nucleotides. RefSeq lists its product as uncharacterized. NCBI's taxonomy places the organism in Eukaryota, Metazoa, Arthropoda, Insecta, Diptera, Diopsidae. Gene Ontology annotation, molecular function: cysteine-type endopeptidase activity. Gene Ontology annotation, biological process: proteolysis. The record is from RefSeq and is a predicted model, not a curated record. Bases 77 to 778 code for a protein of 233 amino acids. The transcript is spliced from 3 exons.